AUGGUGUCUGUUUUCCAAAUCCCGGAUCAUAUCAAUAUCCCCCUUAUAGGGGCUGCAUGUGCAACCCUCUACAUCGUAUGGACUCUAUUUUACCGACUCUUCUUAGAUCCUUUACGCGACAUCCCAGGGCCAUUUCUUUGGCGCUACACCAGUCUGCCGCGGCUUUACCACGUGGUAAAAGGCGAUCUGCACACCAAGGUUCGAGAACUCCAUGAUCAAUACGGACCAAUCAUUCGAACUACGCCUUACGAAGUUAUCUUUAACGACCCCCAAGCGUGGAAAGAUAUAUACGGCCACCGAGUGGGCGAUGCAUCAGAAAUCGAAAAAUGGAUGCCGUUCUACAAACCGAACACCGACCUACCUGACAACCUUCUCAUUUGUGACAGAGCGGAUCAUAGUGUGAUUCGUCGGCAGCUUUCGCACGCGUUCUCUGACAAGUCGAUGCGAGAGCAAGAAGAGCUGAUCAAGGGAUACGUGGAAUUAUUGAUAAAACGAUUACACGAGAACGCAGACAAUGGCAAAGCUCCCCUCAAUAUGCGCGAGUGGUAUAAUUGGACGACAUUCGACGUCAUUGGCGACUUGGGCUUUGGAAGCUCGUUUGGCUGCUUGGAAAACUCGGGCUACCACCCUUGGAUCAAGCUCAUCACAUCUACCUUCCGGGAGAACUCCAUAUUCCAAACCCUGGGCCACCUCGGCUUGAACCCGCUAGUCAAGUAUCUCUUCCGCUGGAACGUGAUGGCCAAGAACAACAAGGACAGCCUCAACCUGGUCGCCGAGACGCUGGACGAGCGGAUCAAAUCCGGCCGCGAAAGACCGGACCUGAUCGACUCCCUGGUCAAGAAGAAGGACGAUCUGGGCUUGGACUUCGGCAAGCUCGUCUCCAACGCCAACUUGUUGAUCGUCGCGGGCUCGGAAACCACCGCCACCCUGCUCUGCGGCGCGACGUACCUCUUGACUACUAACCCGCACGCGCUCGCUAAGGUGACUGAGGAGGUGCGCAGUAGUUUCAGUAGUGAUGAAGAGAUCACGCUCACGUCCGUUGGAAAAUUGCGCUAUAUGCUCGCGUGUCUCAACGAGUCUCUGCGACAGUACCCCCCGGUCACUAGCGAUCUGCCCAGGCGCAUACCCAAAGGAGGCGCCACUAUCGUAGGGAAAUUCCUCCCCGAAGGCACUAUAUGUUCGAUCUUCCAGUGGGCCAUCAACUACGACCGGCGGUGGUGGAAGGACCCGUACCGAUUCGCGCCGGAGAGGUGGCUGGACGACCCGGAAUACGUGCACGACCGGCGGGACGCCAUGCAGCCGUUCAGUCACGGCCCGCGGAACUGUAUCGGGAAGAAUCUGGCGUACGCGGAGAUGCGCCUCAUCCUCGCCAAGAUCCUGUUCAACUUCGACAUGGCGCUCGACGAGUCCUCGCGCAACUGGACCGAGGACCAGCGGUCCUUUACCGUGUGGGAAAAGCCGCCGCUGUACGUCUACUUGACGCCCCGUUUCCAAGAGAUCGGGGUGGGAGGUAAAUAAUCCAGUUACACAUAGGCCAAUACCCAUUGCGAAUGAACCCCCUAGGUACCUAAGGGAAGGUUGGCUCAGGGUAGAUAGGUAGGUAUAACCGGAUGGACAUGAUGGACAUGGCUAAGACUGGGGGUGUUCUCGAACAGCAAUUCGUACAGCUUAGGUGUGGUUUGGACAAGCACGACAGGGGAACUAACUAAAUUGUAUAUUGAACUCGGGCUAUUGAAUGAGCUCGAGUAGGAGGUAUUGUUUCGCAUAACAACACAGGCGAAUUCUUGGAUUCCUAUACCUUAGGUACCUC
Molecule: messenger RNA, 1810 nt
Organism: Daldinia caldariorum
Lineage: Eukaryota; Fungi; Ascomycota; Sordariomycetes; Xylariales; Hypoxylaceae
Product: cytochrome P450
Exons: 7
Coding region: 1-1518 (505 amino acids)
Molecular function (GO): oxidoreductase activity, acting on paired donors, with incorporation or reduction of molecular oxygen; monooxygenase activity; heme binding
Source: RefSeq, a predicted model, not a curated record